Molecule: messenger RNA, 2250 nt
Organism: Rotaria socialis
Lineage: Eukaryota; Metazoa; Rotifera; Eurotatoria; Philodinida; Philodinidae
Source: the annotation of a GenBank genome assembly
AUGGGAACAGCAACGUAUUAUUAUCAAACCUUAGAUCCAUCAUUAGUAUCACAAAUAUCCAAUGGAACUUCUAUGAAUUAUGCUAGUCAAAUUAAUUCAUAUAAUAACGAUCAACCAAUACAUUUAUUUGUAUUGAUUGCUUUAUGGAUUGUUUUAUUAGUAACAAUUAUAUUUGGUACAACAGGAAAUGUUCUCGUACUUUAUGUCUAUAUUAACCGUAAAGAUAAUAAAACAUGUACAUUUUUUAUAAAAAUGUUAGCUGUUGUUGAUUUAAUUAUAUGUUUGAUUUUGGCACCUUUAGAAUUAUAUCAAAUAACAACAGGUAUUCGAAAUGAAUUUUUGUGUAAAUUUUAUGGUUUUCUAUCAACGCACGUACUCUAUUCAACGCUUCUAAUAACAACAAUAGCAUUCGAUCGAUAUUUCUGUAUAUGUUGGCCAUUAUAUAAAAUUAUUACUAUACAUCGAGCACGUGCUAUAGUUAUUGUUUGUGGUCUAUUCUCAUCAUUAUUAGCUAUUAUACCAAUGACAGAAUAUUCAACAUUAGAGCAUUUGUUGCAAGUACACAAUAAUCACUCUGAACGUUUUUCUAUAAAAUAUUCUGAUGAAAAUAAUUUAUUAACGUAUAACCAUGUUGAACAUAUUAAAAAAAUCGAUUCUUCAGUACCGUUUAUAGUAGGCAAUAUGACAGACGUUAUUUGUAGCCCAAAAUCUAAUUUACAUCUUGCAUCAUCAACAUUUAUCGAUAGUUAUCGAAUGUUUCAUAGCACAUUAUUUGCAAUUUGUCUUUUACUGGUACUUGUUCUUUAUGCAUUUAUCUAUAAUGCUGUUUAUCAACGUCGUAUCACGCGUACAAGAAAAUUAUCCGCUUAUCGUCGUAUAAUUCGUUCUUAUCUAAUGCAUAAUGAAGUUGAAUCUACAGGUAGAGGUACAAGAUCAGCGAAAAACUUUCGCCAUCAUCAUCACCAUAAUUUUCCUGAUGAACAUUCACCACCAUCAACAUUAACGCUUAUUUGUUGUUAUUGUUGUAAAACGAGUAAUGAAUAUAUGCAUGAAUUACAACGUCCAUCAGAAGCAGCUCUACAUGAACCAUUAAAUCAACGAGGACGACGCCAAUUACAUCUUCACCAUAUGCAAGAUGAACCAUCAUCAGCAUUAACCAAUCAGCAUCAUCAUAGGCCACAAAUUGUUUUAGAAGUAAACGGCGCACGUGGUAAACGUUAUUCAGCUAUAUCGAUGACAUCAAUGACUUAUUUAACAAGUGGAAUAUGGGACGAAACAACAUCAACAAAUUUAAUACGUUCAAGAAUUAAUUCAAUAGCUGCAACAACUUAUUGUGGAACUGAACAUUCAUCAAAUAGUCGACCGUCAACAUCAACUGAAGAUUCAUUUGACCAAACAACAAAACUAUUAUCGCCUAACAAUACAUUUCAAUUACGUUCCAUGACACCACCAAGUGCAACACAUUUAACUGUACCUGGAUUACAAACACCGCCGCCAACAACACCAACAUUAGCACCAACAUCAGAUGAAUUUAUUACUAAAGAUAAUCAAUUAAAAGAAAACGAACUACCAAGAAGUGUAUCACAAUGUGCAAAUUUACGUCAUUCAUCCAUUGCACGUAAAUCAAGUAAUACAUUAUCGAUUCGACAACAACAAAGACCAUCAGAUACAUCGGUUCAUCAAAGAAAAGUAUCAUUUCUGACGUCUGGUGGACUAGCUGAUCAGUGUAUUAGUGAAGAUUCAUCCAAUACUUAUCAAAGAUCUAGUUUAACUCCACAUAAUUUAUCACUAUUAGUUAAUCAAUCCCAACAACAACAACAACAACAACAAAAUCAAUUAACUGUUCAUAUAAAUAAUAAUCGUUCAUUAUCAACCGUAUCAUCUAUUGAUCAUAGAAAUUCUUCAAUACGAAAUUUUUCUAUAUCAUCAGCACGUCGUCCAUCAACAUUUGAUGGUGAAACGCAACGUGUACUUGAACGACAACAAACACAAGAACGUUUAGCAAAUAUUCGAACAACAUUUACAUUAUUUAUAGUCACAGCUGUAUUUAUUCUUAUGUAUUUACCAUCCUUAAUUCAUACAUUAUUUAAGAUUGAGCCACACAAUUUUCGUGAAAUUCUUUUUAUACUUUACUACAUUAACAGUGCGUGCAAUCCACUCAUAUAUUCAUUUUUUAAUGUAAAUUUUCGUAACGAUAUUCGUCGUAUUUAUGAAUGCCAAAAGCGCGAAUACUUUGCUCGUCAAUAUUAA